CGGAGACGACACGCAAUGGAACACAGGUCAUCCCGAGUAGUGGAGUCAGUCUGAAACGGGUGACUGUUACACUGUCAGUGCUGCAGCAGAGGAAAUGCCUGGUGGACACUUGUUAGUCAUUUAGCGAAUUGAUCUCUGAGGAUCUGUGUUUCUCUGAACAAAGUGCGUGGAAUAACUGAAGCUCCGUGACCCCCUCAGUGCGUCAAGAUGCUCGGGAUGAGUCGGAAUUUUACUUUGACAACAGUGGCAUUUGUUGUGCUGCUGACACGUGUGCUGUCCUUCAACGUGGACCAGAAAAAUGCUUUGUCAUUCAGCGGUCCACUGGAGGACAUGUUUGGCUACACUGUCCAACAGUUUGAGAACAGCGAGGGAAAAUGGGUUCUGAUCGGAUCACCGCUGUCGGGCCAGCCAGCAAGACGGACCGGAGAUGUCUACAAAUGUCCUGUGGGGAGGGGGAACAACACAUGUAUCAAACUGGACCUGCCCAAAAACACAACUGUUCUCAACGUAAAUGAAGUCAAGGAGAACAUGACCAUGGGAACCACACUGGUGACGAAUCCCAAUGGAGGAUUUCUGGCGUGUGGUCCUCAGUAUGGCUACAUGUGCGGCCAGCAGGAGUACAUCACAGGAGUUUGUGCAAAUGUCAGCUCUUCCUUCCAGAUCAUCAACUCUGUGGCACCGGCCGUGCAAGGUUGUGGGAAGGAGCUGGACAUUGUGAUGGUUCUGGAUGGAUCUAACAGUAUCUUCCCCUGGAGCAGUAUCAUCGAUUUCCUGCAACGCCUCAUCGGGAACAUUGAAAUUGGACCUAAACUCUCACAGGUGGGAAUAGUGUCCUACGGUGAGACUGUGACGCACCGGGUCAACCUGAGCCAGUUUGACAACACUCGUGAUCUGCUGGAAUUUGUCAAAGACCUUCCUCAGCAGACCGGCUUCAAGACCAUGACUUUCCUCGGCAUUGACACUGCCAGGAAAGAGGCCUUCAUGCCUGAGCGUGGUGCACGACCCGGCGUGAAGAAAGUCAUGGUGAUUGUGACUGACGGAGAGUCACAUGACUUCCAUAAUCUAGACAAAGUCAUCAAAGACUGUGACGAUGAUGGCAUCGAGAGGUUUGGCAUUGCAGUUUUGGGAGACUACAAUCGUCAGAACAAAAUGGCAGAAGAUGUGCAAAAGUUUAUCAAGGAGAUUGAGUCCAUCUCCAGUAAGCCGCUCAGAGAUCACUUCUUCAACGUGUCUGACGAGGUGGCGUUGUUGACCAUUGUUGACGCUCUGGGAAAGAAGAUUUUUGCCUUGGAAGCCACCACUGGCAAUUUCACCUCCUCCUUUGAGAUGGAGAUGUCCCAAGCUGGAUUUAGUGCACACAGUUCUAAAGAAGGUGUGUUACUGGGAGCAGUGGGGGCGUACGACUGGAACGGGACAGUUAUAAUGCAUACUGCAGGAGAAAAAAACGUUCUAGGGAAAAACCAGUUUUACGACCCAAAGACUGAAGCUGGGUAUGAGAGACUGGCUGGGUACACUGGCUAUGAUGUUCAGUCAGCAUCCACCCCUCAUGGCAUGCUUUACAUAACGGGAGCUCCACGGUACAACCACACAGGCCGGGUUGUUAUCUAUCGUCUGGGUGAAAUGAAAAACAUUGUCGUCUCACAGAUACUGUCAGGAGAACAGAUCGGUUCCUACUUUGGCAGCGUCCUGCAGACUGUGGAUGUGGAUGGGGAUUCCUACACAGACCUCCUCUUGGUUGGAGCUCCAAUGUACAUGGGCUCAGAAAGAAACGAGCAGGGACAGGUCUACGUUUAUAAAGUCGGCCAGGACGGCCAGUUUAAGUAUGAAUUCACGUUGAAGCCUGUCAACCAGUCCUGCUGUACCGCCCACUCAGCCAGCUGCACUAACAAAAAUGAACCAUGUGGCGCCCGGUUUGGCACAGCCAUCGCAGCAGUGUCAGAUCUCAACCUAGACGGGUUUAAUGAUGUGGCAAUCGGUGCACCGUUUGAGAACGACCACAGAGGAGCAGUCUACAUCUAUCAUGGAGAUAAGACAUCUCUGAAAGAGAAAUUUGUGCAGCGGAUCCCUGCAGGCGGAGAUGGUGAAAAGGUGAAAUUCUUUGGUCAGUCCAUACAUGGAGUCAUGGAUCUAAACGGAGAUGGAAUCACUGAUGUCACCAUAGGAGGUCUGGGAGGGGCUUCACUGUUCUGGUCCAGAGAUGUUGCAGAACUCCGUGCCAACAUGACCUUUGACCCCGUUAAAAUAAACCUGCAGCAGGCUCAGUACCAGUGUGAACAUAAUGGACGCAAAUCUGUGUGCGUGAAAACUGAAGUGUGUUUCAACUACACUAUCAAAUCUGACAAGCAGGACUUAAACUCUGCUGCAGAGAUCCGUUACCAUUUGACUCUGGAUGCUCUGCGUGCAAAAGCCAGAGCUUCAUUUAUUCACUCGGAUGACAAAAAUGAUCGUAGGAUUACCAAGUACCUCACCAUCAAAGACAAAGAGAGAAAGUGUGUGCAAGAGACCCUCAUGAUGUCGACCUGGCUGGAUUUCCGAGACCCUCUCAUGGUGUCUUUGGAGUUUAAACUAGCUGAUGAGGACAAAGGCCCCGUCCUGGAUGAGAGCCUUCCCAGAUCCAUCAAUAAGACAAUUCCCUUAGUGGACUGUGGGAGUGAUGAGAAAUGCAUUGCUGACCUCUCUCUCGAAGCGGAGCCUAGUGUAAAAAGCAUGGUGAUCAAAUCAAAGAUGGACAAGAUUGAUGUGAAAAUCAAGGUUAGAAACAGCAAAGACAACGCGUACAACACCAAAGUUAUCCUCAGCUUCACACCCAACAUCAACUUUAUUAAAGCAGAGCCGGAGAAGGAAUGCAAUCUGAAUAACACUAAAGUGGAGUGUGCUGUUGGAUACCCGUUCCUGGGAAGCAAUGUGGAGGAGAAUUUGAGGGUGAAAUUUCAGAUGAAUCCCAAACAUGUUAAGGAGGUAAUUCAGAUCAAUGUGACAGCUACAAGUGACAGUGAAGAGCUGGCCUCUACCCUGAAUGACAACACAGUGCUCAUCUCGGUCCCUGUGAAGUAUGAACCUGGACUCAUAUUCUCAGUGCGGCCUGUGGAUGGACACAUCAUAGUAAAAGAGGGUGAACAGUAUGCCACUGUGUUCAAUGACACCAGGAUGAUUGGAGAGGAGGUCAACGUCAGUUACACGGUGAAGGAGGCAGGCGAUGUGGUGACUCCACCCCUUGACCUUACUGUUACGUAUCCUCAACGGUCUCCUCGGGGGAACAACUUGCUGUACCUCACACAUGUCACCACCAGCCCAAAGGUGAAAUGUGACGCAGCGAGGUUGAUUAACCCUGAUCAAAUUAACCCAAGAACUAAAACCCCCAAUCCAAACAAAGAAACACUUAGUGUCUUCCUGUUGACCUGUUCUGCAGACCGUGAUGUGUACUGUCCAUCAUUUACCUGCACCCUCCCUGAGGCUCAGACCAGUCAGGUCAAUGUCACAUUCAGAGUGUGGAAACCUACAUUCAUUAAGGGGGAGUUUUCCAGUGUGCACAUGUUGGUGAAUGGUACGCUGGGGAUCAAGAACACAAACCUGUUUGAACUAAACAGCAAUGACAGGACCAGACUUGUGAAGAUCCAGGUUUCGAAGGAGAGUUUAGGAGGAAUCCCUAUCUGGGUCAUCAUAAUCAGCAUCCUGAUAGGACUGCUGAUCUUAGCACUUGUCAUCUUCGCUCUUUGGAAGCUGGGCUUCUUCAAGAGAAGAACCAAUGACUACACAAAGGACGAAAUAAUGGACUGAAGUAUCCAGACAGCAAGCAGCUCUGUGAGCGACUGCUUCCAGAGCCAUCAGGUCGCACAAGUGACACAGACAGUUGGACACACAGAGAAGAUGCCAAGACCCACAAACACCUCAGCGCUAAGACACAGGGGCUACCUGGAAAACACAAGUACCGUUCACUGUUUCCUUCGCAAGUCUGGGUUAAAUAAUGUUUGCAAAUACUUCCAAACUCUUGUUCUUUGCUGCUGUCAGCACUUGGCUACAACACUGGGCCAAUUCAGAUGGUCUCACAUACGGAGAGUUCUCAAAGAGAAACUUCCUUUUAAUUGUGUAACAUCUUCAGCACUCACUGUGUGCAUGAAAAACUCCAAGCAUCUGAGUCUCCAUGCAAAACAAAUGCUAAGAGGUAACUGCAAACAUUGUUUGUUCUUGGUCAUCUUCUUUCUAAAGUAAAGCCAGGUCAGUCAGUUCAAGAAGAGCAACCAGGAAGGAGGAAGACAUCACUUACCAUGCACCUUUUGGCAAAGUAGCAAAUAUCUGUAUUACAUACAGCAGUUUUGCAAAACCUUCAGAGCUACAAUAGCUGCACUCCAGCUUUAGAGGAAAAGAGCACUCAGGUUUUUCAGUGUGAACAUCCAAAGUCGCCUCACUUACUUUCUAUAUCAUUACAGCAGCAAUGUCCAAAGGUCUGUUUGCUUCUGAGACAAUAUGUGAACUUUUUAUGUGUUGGAGCAGUCUGUCUGAUAAUUUAGACUCUUGUGUUGCUUGAUUAGUUUUUCAAAACACUGUACCUUUUAGCGUUUUAUAUCAUUUUGUUUGACAUUUUUGUUGAGUUUUAGCAAUACGACAUGGCACAUUCUUCAUCCUUAAUGUUAAAAUGUUGGCUAAAGACACUGACCUGAACACAAGCUUUUUACUAAACAAAGGUGCAGCCUGUAUGCUUUUAUUUUUUAUACUUUUGAUCUUAGUUAACCAGUUCAACAACCAAAAAGUCUUGUCCCACCUCCUAUGUUAAAUGUUUGUAAUUAGUUUCACCUUGGUUAUUGAGGGAUACAGAGAGCUGCACCUUCAAAAUCCAAACCUUUGAUUGUACUGUAAAUAUAAGUAAGUCCUCAAAAAUGUAAAGCUUUAAAAUGUACAGAAUUGUGUUUGCUUUAAUUCGUGUAAAUUAAGAGAUGUUAUACACAAGUCUUAUCUUUUUUUGUGUGUGUGAUCAGUGGUCAGAGAACAUGAUUUUGCUCAGGUGCUACCAGUAUCAUGAAUGAUAACAUUAACAUUUGACGUACAGGAAAAUUAUCUGGCCUCUCUCACAAUUUCAAAGCUGAUGCAAAUAUGUAAAUAUUGUUAUAUUUUGAUGCGAAAGUGAAAGUAUAAUUAUUCUGUACUGAAACUAUACAUGAGAUGAGGGUUUGUAUCCACUACUUUGGUUUUAAGCCUGUUGAAUGACUGUGUUUUGAAUGCAGAGGCUUUAACAUGAUUGAGUUGAGAUACGACUGUAGCAUACUUCGUGUUCAACCUUUUUAAUUUGCAAAAUAGAGGGUAAUGUUCCUCCACCAUAGAAAUAUACAUGUAUGUGUCACUAUUCACCAGCAGUUUUCUCUGUUACCCUAAAGUAAAUGGGACUCACUGCUAAAUGGUUUGUUAUGUAGACAAGCUACAACAUGUACACAAAGCAUUGGUAUACUGUAGGCUCAUUGUCACCCCAUAUGCGGUACAAAGUACCUUACAAUUCAUUCAGGUUUUCUGUCUCGUUUUUGUUUCCAGAAGUUGCACGGUUACACAGUAUGUUAAAAGAGAUUAUAUUGUAUGUUGGGGAGACUGAGUUUCUUCUUCUUUCUUGACUUUUUUCCUCAUUGUUGUACAAUAAAGCUGAGGGAAGACAGCAAGAAGAAGAGCUUUUGAAUAUUUAAAUACUCCUCAGCACUCACUCUCCACUGUUAACAUGAAGCACAUGUAAUAAAUUGUAUGUACAGAAUGUGUAACUGUUGGUCAUUUUAAGAUUGUACGGCUGCAUCAGGCUUAUGCACGAGGGUGGAGUCAUGAGUCUCUCUUUGUCCACUUGCAUAGAAAGAGGUAGUUUCUCAGAGCUUACCCUCUGGUAAGCUCUGAGAAAGAGUCAAGAUGAGAGUAAGGCUCAAAGUGAGAGUUGUGAGCUCCAUCCCAGCCUUCUACACUGCUGUGAAGUCUUCAUUGUAAUGCACUGGUUUGUCAGACUGUAUGCGUCCUCAUCAGCACAGAAAUGAAAUGAAUCUUAUGUACAAAA
Molecule: messenger RNA, 6019 nt
Organism: Seriola dumerili (greater amberjack)
Lineage: Eukaryota; Metazoa; Chordata; Actinopteri; Carangiformes; Carangidae
Gene: itga1
Product: integrin subunit alpha 1
Exons: 30
Coding region: 208-3777 (1189 amino acids)
Biological process (GO): cell adhesion mediated by integrin; cell-cell adhesion; integrin-mediated signaling pathway
Cellular component (GO): external side of plasma membrane; integrin complex
Molecular function (GO): integrin binding
Source: RefSeq, a predicted model, not a curated record